AUGGCCAUGGAAAACAAGCGCGACAAGCAUGAGGAGAAGAGGACGAGCCCCGCUUCUGGAGAGCCGGCGGCGGCGGCGGUCCGGCCGAGCCCCGUGGGCGGGGACUCGGCGACCACGGCGGUGCCGGAGGAGGAGGCCGCCGCCCUGUCGGAGGACGAGGCGGCCCUGGAAGACGCCGCGGACGACGAGGAGAGCGACGGCGAUGGCCCGUCUUCCGCCGGAGAUGAGGCGGAGGGCGACGACGACACCGACGAGUGA
Molecule: messenger RNA, 258 nt
Organism: Prorocentrum cordatum
Lineage: Eukaryota; Dinophyceae; Prorocentrales; Prorocentraceae
Source: the annotation of a GenBank genome assembly